Saccostrea cuccullata (small rock oyster) is the source of this 1903-nucleotide messenger RNA. RefSeq lists its product as uncharacterized. The transcript has 13 exons. The record is from RefSeq and is a predicted model, not a curated record. Gene Ontology annotation, cellular component: membrane. Gene Ontology annotation, molecular function: ATP binding; ATP hydrolysis activity; ABC-type transporter activity. Gene Ontology annotation, biological process: transmembrane transport. The annotation marks the transcript as partial. NCBI's taxonomy places the organism in Eukaryota, Metazoa, Mollusca, Bivalvia, Ostreida, Ostreidae.
GUGCUGGGAAAACAACAUUAUUGAACACCUUAGCUGGAAGAACACCUCUUACUUCAGGGACCAUAACUUUUGAUCAAGAGCAUAUUGGAAAACAACACAAGAGAAGAAUUUGCUAUGUUCUUCAACAAGAUAUUUUCUUCCCAAACCUGACCUUAAGAGAGACAUUAAAAUUUGCAGCCAUGAUAAGAAUCUCGGAUAAAGUCAGCUAUGAAGAUAAAAUGAACCAGAUGGAAGAUGUUGUAGAAGCCCUUAGUCUGAAGAAUUGUCUUGACACAAUGGUUGGAGGAGACAUGAUGCCAGGACUCUCAGGAGGGGAGAGGAAGAGGGCCAACAUUGCUUGUGAAAUCCUGACUGAUCCCUCCAUCAUACUGUUAGAUGAACCUCUUACUGGACUUGAUGCAAGCACAGCAUAUAAUCUGGUGAAAAUGCUACAGACUUAUGCCUCUUCACAUAAUAAAGUCAUCAUAGCCACAGUUCAUCAACCCUCGUCCAAGCUCUUCUUCUCCUUUGAUAGCCUCCUUCUAAUGUGUGAGGGUCAGAAUGCAUACUAUGGUAGCACAGAUAAAAUGGUUGAAUACUUUGAUAACAUUGGUGUUGAGAUUGCAGAAGGAUUUAACCCAGCAGAUAUAAUUUUGGAAAAGAUGAAGGACUGUUCAGAUACAAAGACAAAGAUAUUAGCAGCUGCUAAAAAAGUCAGAAUACAAGAGGACUGGCCUCUUCAUAACAAGUCUGAUUCCUUAACAUAUAAUGAUCCUGGGUCUCCCACAAUGCUGAAACCUCCACAAAAUAAAACUAAGAAACCAUCUUUCUUGGUUAAGUUUUCCAGAGAGAAAAAAGCCAAGUCUGAUGAAGAUGAACCAGGAAGUGUACAUGCUAGUUUAAUGGAUCUGGAUGAGAUCUCUGCAUCAUCAACAGACAAUGAUAGAAAGUGGCCCACAGGAUUCAUAACUCAGUACACCUACCUCACCAUACGGUCAUUCCAGCUGGCCAAAUCUCGACUCCUUGACCCGUCCAAAAUCGUGGAACAUGUGGUUAUCUGUUUGAUUUAUACCCUGAUCUGGUUCCAGCUAUCAAGGACAGAAGAAACUGUGCAGGAUAGAAUGGGUGCUAUAUUUUUUAUUGCCAUUCAUUGGGGAUUUUUGCCAUUAUUUGAAGCUGUGUCAACAUUUCCCAUGGAGAGAGUGGUCAUCAACAAAGAACGGGCAUCAGGCUGGUAUAGGCUGUCUGCUUACUACUGUGCUAAGAUGACCAGUGAGCUUCCAUUGACCCUGUUACAGCCUCUGACCUUUAUAGGAGUCAGUUAUUGGGCCAUUGGUUUGAAUGGAAUUGAAGCAUUUUUUGCCACCAUUGGGACAGUUUUCAUAGAUAGUAUUGUAGGACAGAGUAUUGGACUUUUUCUGGGAAUUAUUAACACUGAAAUGAGACAGGCUAUCACAGUCACCAUACUUAUAGAAAUGAUCAUCAUGUUACUGGCUGGACUGUUUACAAGAAACUUGCCCUUCUGGUUAGAUUGGAUGAAGUACCUGUCUUUUAUAUUCUAUUCCUACAACUGUUUGAUGUAUCUAGAGUUCAACAAUGGCCCUCCCUUGGACUGUUACCGGGGAGGAAAUGGAUCAGCAUACCCAGUCUGCCAUGUUGCUAACACUACAAAGAUUCCCUCCCACCAGGUGCUGGAGCACUAUGACAUUACAUGGGAAUUCUGGCAAUACUUGCUGCCUUUGUUUGGUUUCGCCAUUGUCUUUCGCAGUUUGGGGUAUAUAUGGCUGCGGUUCGUGCAGAAACCUCACUGACAUGAAGUUCAUUGGAAGAGAAUCACAUAUCUGAGGUGCUAUAUAAUCAAAUGUUAUAUUUUUUUUAUAAAUCUGGCAAAGAAGAAAUGCUAGAAAAAAUGUUCAGAUGCUCU